AUGGACCCCUGCUCUUCGCUCUUCAGCUACGUGUUAAUGCACUUGUUCGUCCUCUGCCUGCAAGCCCAGGUAACUGUUCAGUCCCCACCUAAUUUUACACAGCAUGUGAGGGAGCAGAGCCUGGUGACAGAUCAGCUCAGCCGGCGGCUUGUCCGUACCUACCAGCUGUACAGCAGGACCAGCGGGAAACAUGUGCAGAUCUUGGACAACAAGAAAAUCAAUGCGAUGGCAGAGGAUGGGGAUGUGCACGCCAAGCUCAUCGUGGAGACAGACACCUUUGGGAGCCGCGUGCGUAUCAAGGGGGCAGCCACGGGUUUCUACAUCUGCAUGAACAAGAAGGGGAAGCUGAUUGGCAAGAGCAACGGCAAAGGCAAGGACUGCGUCUUCACGGAGAUCGUGCUGGAGAACAACUACACGGCGCUGCAGAACGCCAAGUACGAGGGCUGGUACAUGGCCUUCACCCGCAAGGGCCGCCCGCGCAAGGGCUCCAAGACCCGGCAGCACCAGCGGGAGGUGCAUUUCAUGAAGAGGCUUCCCAAGGGCCACCAGACCACCGAGCCCCACAGACGCUUUGAGUUCCUCAACUACCCCUUCAACCGGAGAAGUAAAAGGACUAGAAACUCCAGCUCCAGGGCGGGCCCUUGAUGUGCCUGCCCCUGCCCCCUCUGCCUGCAUCUCCUGGAGGAUGCUCCUCUGAGCUUGAUGGACUAUAUGUAGAGACUUUCCCAUAUGGGUAUUAAAACAAA
Pseudopodoces humilis (Tibetan ground-tit) is the source of this 746-nucleotide messenger RNA. It is a transcript of the gene FGF8, whose product is annotated as fibroblast growth factor 8. Gene Ontology annotation, molecular function: growth factor activity. The record is from RefSeq and is a predicted model, not a curated record. NCBI's taxonomy places the organism in Eukaryota, Metazoa, Chordata, Aves, Passeriformes, Paridae.